This is a messenger RNA of Penicillium longicatenatum, 1671 nucleotides long. Its product is annotated as sugar porter family MFS transporter. NCBI's taxonomy places the organism in Eukaryota, Fungi, Ascomycota, Eurotiomycetes, Eurotiales, Aspergillaceae. Bases 1 to 1671 code for a protein of 556 amino acids. The transcript is spliced from 3 exons. Gene Ontology annotation, cellular component: membrane. The record is from RefSeq and is a predicted model, not a curated record. Gene Ontology annotation, molecular function: carbohydrate:proton symporter activity. Gene Ontology annotation, biological process: transmembrane transport; carbohydrate transport.
AUGGCAGACAAGCCAGAGCUUGAGGUCUCUAAGACUUUCUCCCCUGAUGGUGGGACCAUCGAGGGCUUCUCCCAUCAUGCAGAGGACAUUACAGCGGACCGAGAACCAUACGGGCCCCCGGGCUUACGGGGACUCGCAAGUAAUCCAUUCGUGUUGAUGUGUGCCGCAUGCUCAACACUCGGUGGUUUAAUUUUCGGUUAUGAUCAAGGUGUUGUGUCUGUCAUUUUGGUGAUGGACCAGUUCCUAGACGAAUUUCCGCGGAUCGCAGGCUCGGGUGCGGGAUUCUGGAAGGGUCUAUUGACUGCCAUGAUUGAAUUGGGUGCACUGCUUGGUGCAUUAAAUCAGGGUUGGAUUGCUGAUAAGAUCUCGCGACGCUAUUCGAUUCUGGUUGCCGUUGCGAUUUUCACGGUUGGAUCCAUCUUGCAAACCGCUUCCGUGGAAUAUUCCAUGCUGGUUGUGGCUCGAUUGAUUGGUGGUGUGGGCAUUGGCAUGUUGUCCAUGGUUGCACCAUUGUACAUUUCAGAGAUUAGUCCUCCGGAAUGCCGUGGAACACUGCUCGUUCUUGAAGAGUGGUGUAUUGUCCUCGGUAUCGUUAUUGCGUACUGGAUCACAUAUGGUACCCGGUAUAUGGCGGGAGAAUGGUCGUGGCGUCUCCCCUUCCUGUUGCAGAUGGUCCCGGGCUUCAUUCUUGUCGGUGGCGUGAUAAUGCUCCCAUUCUCGCCUCGAUGGUUGGCCUCCAAGGGCCGAAAUGAAGAAGCCUUACAAAGUCUCUGCAAAUUACGCAACCUUCCUGGCACAGAUCGACGUAUUCGCCAGGAAUUCAUGGAUAUCCAAGCCGAAGUACAAUUCCACCAGGAAAUGACGGCCGAAAAACAUCCUGAUUUGCAGAGUGGAAGCACCAAGGACUCGUUCCUCCUGGAGCUUGCCUCUUGGGCUGAUUGCUUCAGGAAAGGCUGCUGGCGUCGGACUCACGUCGGUGUCAUGAUCUGCUUCUUCCAGCAGUUUGUGGGUAUCAACGCACUCAUCUACUACUCUCCCACCCUAUUCGGUACCAUGGGUCUGGAUUCCAGCAUGCAGCUUGUGAUGUCUGGCGUUCUCAACGUCCUGCAACUGGUCGGCGUAACAACCAGUAUUUUCACGAUGGACACCAUCGGUCGCCGCAAGCUGUUGAUGAUCGGCUCGGUCCUCAUGGCCAUUGCAAUGAUUAUCAUCGCAGUCUUGGUCGGCCUCUACAGUUCGGACUGGUCGUCACAUCAAGCCCAAGGAUGGACCAGUGCGGCCUUCUUGCUAUUCUACAUGGUCGCAUUCGGUGCCUCCUGGGGUCCAAUUCCCUGGGCAAUCCCAUCUGAAAUCUUCCCCUCCUCUCUUCGUGCAAAGGGUGUCGCCCUAGCCACCUGCUCCAACUGGCUGAACAACUUCAUCAUCGGCCUCAUAACUCCUCCGUUAGUUCAGGACACUGGCUACGGCGCCUAUGUUUUCUUCGGCGUCUUCUGUGUGCUUUCUGGUAUCUGGACUUACUAUUUCGUGCCCGAGACGAAGGGCCGCACACUCGAACAGAUGGACCACGUGUUCAAGGAUAACUCGAGUGAGUAUGAGCAGGCUCGCCGAACUGCUAUUGAAGCAGAGCUCGUGGAGAGAGAACUGCUUAGUCCUCACCACGGGGUUGUAUAA